This is a messenger RNA of Brassica rapa (field mustard), 833 nucleotides long. RefSeq lists its product as uncharacterized. The record is from RefSeq and is a predicted model, not a curated record. NCBI's taxonomy places the organism in Eukaryota, Viridiplantae, Streptophyta, Magnoliopsida, Brassicales, Brassicaceae.
AUUAAUUCAUAUCUCCCCAGAGCUUAUACGUCGGAAACAGGUGUGCGAUAUCUGAUUCUGGAAAGAAGGCAGUGCUAGAGAGAGGUUGAGUAGAGAUGGAAGAUUCAGGAGCGAUUCUAUGUCAAAUCUCCGUUUACAAGGACAUGCUUGAUCAGGUCAAUUUGGAAAUCGAGGCGAACAUUCAAGUGACGCGAGAGAUCGAAUCGGAUAUCGUCAAGUGUUCUGAGAUUGAAUCGUCUCGCUCCGUCAAGGAAUCCGAUCUUACUAGAUCGUUCCUCGCUUCUCAGUACGAGCUCACCGGCUUGAUCUCCGUAACAGGCGAUUCAAGAAACUCUCUGAAGCUAUUGGAUGAGGAGAUUCGUCGCCUGAGGAACGAACACUCUGAGAUACUCAGAAGGAUAACCGAAAAGAGGGAAGGGUUUGUGAAGAUGUGCUUUGAGUUUCAGAGGGAGAUUUGUGCUGAUGAGGAUAGUGAAUUGAGGAAUUUGUUGUGUGAGAGGGAGUUUCUUGAAAAUGCAGUUCGAGUGUUAGAGGAGAAGAACUCAGAUGUGCAGAACUCGAUUUUGGCUUACAUGGAGGAUGAAAUGAUCAAUCUAUUGUCUGAUUAGUGACUUUGAUCUUUAACAAAGAAAAUAAAAAAGAAGAAGAGAAUCUUUUUUGAUGUUGGUUAUCGAUGGUUUGCUUAAUCAGAGAUGGGCUUACAACUUGUUCUUUGUAAGCCCCAGAGGAUUUUAUUAUACUAUCGAGUAGGCUUGAACGUUCCGUUCGAAAUGUUAAAUGUUUCUCUUCCACACAACUUUGCUGAUCUUUAAGAAUUUCUUGUUUUGUUGGUU